Molecule: messenger RNA, 3043 nt
Organism: Lathyrus oleraceus (garden pea)
Lineage: Eukaryota; Viridiplantae; Streptophyta; Magnoliopsida; Fabales; Fabaceae
Product: dynamin-related protein 3A
Exons: 20
Coding region: 251-2557 (768 amino acids)
Biological process (GO): peroxisome fission; mitochondrial fission
Cellular component (GO): mitochondrion; membrane; peroxisome
Molecular function (GO): GTPase activity; microtubule binding; GTP binding
Source: RefSeq, a predicted model, not a curated record
CGACAGCUAGAAUCCAACCUGUUAAUCAUGUGUUAUUGUGAUGAAUGAAUGAGAAACAUUUAACUUUGCCUAAAAAAAAGUUUCAUUCAAAAACCUGUUUCAUUUCUUGAUACGAAAGACGUGAAAGUAGUUGAAAACCGCGCACAAUAGAAAACGAACAACAACAAUCACACGAAGUGAGUUGAGCUGAGAUUUAACUAACGCGAUUGCUUAUCACCAUUCUCAUCGCCGCUAAAACCCUAAUCAAGUUAUGGCGGUGGCGAAUGACGGCGCCCCGCUCGGAUCCUCUGUAAUUUCACUGGUCAACAAACUUCAAGACAUCUUCAGCCGUGUCGGAAGCCAAUCCACCAUCGACCUCCCUCAGGUAGCAGUUGUCGGCAGCCAGAGUAGUGGCAAGUCUAGCGUCCUCGAAGCUCUCGUCGGCCGUGACUUCCUCCCCCGUGGUAACGAAAUCUGCACUAGAAGACCUCUUGUUCUCCAACUCGUUCACGUUCAAUCUUCCCAACCUGAAUCCGCCGAGUUUCUUCAUUUACCUGGGCGUACCUUCCAUGAUUUCUCCCAAGUCCGUGCUGAAAUUCAGGCUGAAACUGAUAGAGAAGCUGGAGGGAACAAAGGUGUUUCUGAUAAGCAGAUUCGUCUCAAAAUUUAUUCUCCUAAUGUUCUUGAUAUCACCCUUGUGGAUCUCCCCGGUAUUACCAAAGUUCCUGUUGGUGAUCAACCUUCCGAUAUUGAAGCUCGAAUUAGAACCAUGAUCAUGUCCUAUAUCAAAGUUCCCACUUGUCUCAUUCUUGCUGUUACUCCUGCUAAUUCAGAUAUGGCUAAUUCUGAUGCUCUUCAAAUGGCUGGAAAUGCUGAUCCUGAUGGUCAUAGAACGAUAGGUGUCAUAACCAAGUUGGAUAUCAUGGACAGAGGCACUGAUGCUCGGAAUCUGUUAAAGGGAGACAUUAUUCCCCUCCGACUUGGUUAUGUUGGUGUUGUGAAUCGGAGCCAGGAGGAUAUUAUGAUGAAUCGGAGUAUAAAGGAUGCUCUUGCUGCUGAAGAGAAGUUUUUCCGCAGUCAUCCUAUAUAUAGUGGUCUAGCUGAUAGUUGUGGCGUUCCUCAAUUGGCAAAGAAAUUGAACAAGAUUCUUGCACAACAUAUCAAGGCUGUGCUACCAGGGCUGAAAGCACGUAUAAGCACUUCACUAGUCACUCUUGCAAAGGAACAUGCAAGCUAUGGAGAUAUCACAGAGUCCAAGGCUGGGCAGGGCGCACUUAUCCUUAAUAUUCUUUCAAAAUAUUGUGAUGCUUUCUCCUCCAUGGUAGAGGGGAAGAAUGAGGCGAUGUCUACAUCUGAGCUAUCAGGUGGAGCACGGAUUAAUUACAUUUUUCAAUCCAUAUUUGUGAGGAGUUUAGAGGAAGUGGAUCCGUGUGAAGACUUGACUGAUGAUGAUAUUCGUACCGCGAUACAGAAUGCAACUGGACCUAAAGCAGCACUGUUUGUUCCAGAUGUUCCAUUUGAAGUCCUUGUACGAAGGCAGAUAUCUCGGCUAUUGGAUCCAAGUCUUCAAUGUGCCAGGUUUAUAUACGAUGAGUUAAUGAAGAUCAGCCAUCGCUGUAUGGUGACUGAACUGCAGCGAUUCCCUUUCUUGAGAAAACACAUGGAUGAAGUUAUUGGGAACUUUUUACGAGAAGGCCUUGAACCCUCAGAGACUAUGAUCACACACAUCAUAGAAAUGGAGAUGGAUUACAUAAACACUUCCCACCCAAAUUUUAUUGGUGGAAGUAAAGCAUUAGAAGCUGCAGUUCAACAGACCAAGUCUUCUACAGUUUCUCUGCCAGUUUCUAAAUUGAAGGAUGCUUUGGAUUCUGAUAAAGGAUUAGCUUCUGAAAGAAGUGGAAAGCCUCGAGCUAUUCUUGCAAGACAUGCCAAUGGAGGAAUGGCAGAUCAUGGCGUGCGUGCUGCAUCAGAUGCUGAUAAAGUAGUGCAUUCAGGAGCUGCUGGUGGAUCUAGUUGGGGGAUCUCAUCUAUUUUUGGUGGAGGUGAUAAUCGUGUGUCUGUGAGGGAGAAUACAAAUAGUAAACCUCAUUAUGAUCCAGUUGAGAGUGUGCAUCCAUCCUCUACAAUUCAUUUGAGAGAGCCCCCCUCUGUCUUGAGGCCAUCUGAGAGAAGUUCAGAGACACUAGCUGUUGAAAUUACAGUAACAAAGUUGCUUUUGAGGUCAUAUUACGAGAUUGUCAGAAAAAAUGUCGAGGAUCUUAUUCCUAAGGCGAUUAUGCACUUCUUGGUAAAUAACACUAAGAGAGAGCUGCACAAUGUCUUCAUCUCAAAUCUAUACAGAGAUGAUCUUUUUGAAGAGAUGUUGCAAGAGCCUAAUGAGAUAUCCGUUAAAAGAAAGCGCUGUCGAGAACUGCUCCGAGCUUAUCAACAAGCUUUUAGGGACUUGGACGACCUACCUCUUGAAGCUGAAACAGUUGAAUGGGGACACAGUUCGCCUGAGACAACUGGCUUGCCUAAAAUUCGUGGAUUACCAACUUCUUCGAUGUAUUCUACUGGCAGUUCAGGAGACAGUGUCUGAUAAGUUUGUAUGUUGUUACAAGACCCGGAAGUAUAAGAAGUCUUAACAUUCUGGUUCAAAUGAAAAUUGAGGGAUAUACAUGUCAGGUUUUGAUCCCAUGGCUGACACAAAUGAGUGCUGGUCAUGUUUAUUGGCUAAGGGAAUCGACUAACACUCAGUAUUUAGUCUAUACGUUUGUGCUUCUGCAAAUUUUGAGGGCUUGGAGCUGGAGUGCAUUCAAUUACUACUUUCCUUUCUAUUCUCACAUAGCGUUGCCAUUAUUUUUUCAGGCUCCAGAACGAAUAACAGGAGCGGAUGAUCUUUCACAUCCUUCAUUAUAUUCAUGUAUAUUAGUAUUACCAUUUUUGUUUUUUUUGGGAAGACAGAUAUUGUUCAUAGGAGCUUUCCAGGCAUUUUUUUUCUCAAUGGCAGACUUGCAUAUCUCAAAUGGCUGCUCAAAAUGAUUUUUGGAAUUCAUUUUUUCCAUUAUUGAUUUUUCCCCCUCAA